Cynara cardunculus var. scolymus (artichoke) is the source of this 2375-nucleotide messenger RNA. RefSeq names its product microtubule-associated protein 4-like. Gene Ontology annotation, molecular function: microtubule binding. Lineage: Eukaryota; Viridiplantae; Streptophyta; Magnoliopsida; Asterales; Asteraceae. Bases 17 to 2257 code for a protein of 746 amino acids. The transcript has 7 exons. The record is from RefSeq and is a predicted model, not a curated record.
GGUUUUCACCUGUGAAAUGGAAGAGAGUGUUGGGAAGGAUCUUGAAGCGAAACGAUCAGUUGCCACCGGCGACGACGCUUUAUCUCAGAGUGAUAACCUCGUGAUCGAUGUUUCGUCUUCUUCCACUCUUACUGACGAUCGAUCUUCAGGACUUGGGAAUGAGACAAGCUUUGAGCAAUUAGGACUUGAUGCUGAUAAAGCAGUGGACUUGGCUCACAAAAGUGAGCAGAUAGAACAAAUGCCUAAAUUGCUUGAAACACCAGAACCGGAAAAGACAGGGAAGAAUGCCAAGUUCAACUUACGCAAAAGUUUAGCCUGGGACAGUGCCUUUUUCACUAGUGAUGGCGUUCUCGAUGCAGAGGAGCUAUCAACUAUGAUUGAAGGAGGUGAGAAGGGUGUAAAACAUCAGUUACCAGGAAUUGAAGAGGAAGUAUACAGAUCAAUGGAAUCAAUCUCAACAUUAGAAAGUGAUAACUUGACACUUGAAUCUCUUGAGGCUGAACUAUUUGAAGACAUUCGAGCUUCAAUCCAGAAAUCUAAUAGAGCAUCUAACCUGAAUGAUUCAAGUAUCAAGGUGCCCUCAGGAAAGAAAGAUUCUCAAGCAAAAGCUAGCAACGCAUCAAAGAAGGUGGAUCUUGAUAAUGGAAAACGGCCGGCUGCAAGAAUCAAAGAUCAAACUUCAUUGAUUCCACAACCAAAGAUUAUCAGCAGAGUGAAAUCCACCUCAACAUUAACAACAAAAAGAGCUUCUUUAAGUGCCAGUCCUGCAAAAAAGGAUCAAGAUAUUGUGAAGCAAGCUCAUGUUAUCCAGAAAGGGACUCAACCAGCAAAGACAAGAACAGCACAAGGAUCAAAGAUAACUGGACUAAUUGGUCCUCGAAGGGGCGUGCCAAAACCUUCAUCAAAUUCCACAUCAUCUUCCUUAAGUUCUUCAGCUGCAGUCAAGAAAGAGCCCUCAAGACAAUCUUCAUCAUGCGGCAGUUCUGGUAGUUUUUCAGGAAAUGAUGUAAAGUCUUCAACAACUUUUUCACGAAGAAAGACUGAUUCCAAAACUGGCAAACCUGCAGCAGCUGUAUCAGUCCUGAAAACACCUUCAAGGAUUAGUAUAAAGAGUAAAGCACCACCUUCUCGUCUUUCAUCUCAUUCGUUGUUAUCUAACCUUUCUUCAAGUAUUUCGCCUGCUAGUUCCAUAAGUGAAUGGUCUUCAGAAUCAUCAUCAUCAACCUCCACUACGAAUCGGAAGUCUGUAUCAAGGGCCAGGAUAGAUGCUGGUGAUUCUAACAGAUCUUUGGAUGGUGAUGCCUUUGAUGUAUCAGCUUUGAGUAUUCAUCCCACCGGUCGUAAUUCAAAUCAUAAUGGAACUCAGCCAGGAUCGGUGCCUCCAUCACAAUCUGGUUCACUUUCUAGACCUCCUUCUGUUCAACCAACUGGACUUAGAAUGCCUUCACCUAAGAUCGGGUUCUUCGAUGGGGGAAAAUCGGGUGUUCGAACCCCAAAUGGCACUAUACGAUCUCAAUGUAGGUUGCCAACCGGUGUGUCUAAAACCGGAGCCACAAAUUGUAGUCCAACCAACUCAAAUGGUGUAAAAUAUGGAAAGCUUCUACCACCAAAAACAUCUGCAGCAGCUCAUACAAACCUAAAACCAAAUCCCCAGAAAACCACUCCUAAACCCUCUCAAGAACAACCAAUCACCAAACCGAAAACCUCCAGUGCCUUGAGAAACAUCAAAAGUGGUCUCAUAAUAACUUCUGAUGUUUCAGAUUGUAAGGGCGAAAUCAAGAUUGUUUCUGGUGAAGGUAACGAAAGCAAGUCAAGUUUGAACAUAUGCAAGAAUAACGGCUCAAACAAAAUAUCCCAUUUGGGAAACGAAACAUCGAGCAAAAUCGACACCGUGGAGACCACUUUUGAUGUUUCGGACCAUCAGGGCGAAAUCAAGAUUGUUUCUGAUGAAGGUAAUGUAAACGAGUCAAGUUUGAAUAUUUGCAAGAAAAUUGAUAUGAACGAAGAAUCCCAUUCGGGAAACGGAACAUCGAGCAAAAUCGACACUGUGGAGAUUGUGAAAAGUGAGUCGGGCGUUCGAUCUAACGGAUGUUUUGUUGGUGCUGUUAAGGAUGAUAAAGUGAUAACAGAUGGAUCAAGGACUCCAUUUGCUGAUAAGAAUUGUGAUGGCAAUGAGACUGGUAUGGAGGUAACUGAAAAAACUGUCAACUUUCCAUUUAUGGAAAGUCAGCUUAAGGAGAAUAGUGAAGUUAUUUGAGGAAACAUAUAUUUUAGGUAAGCCAACUGAUUGUUUUGUGUAAUUUUGGUAUUGCUUGCAAGUAUGUGAUAUGCAACAGAUGUUAUGGUGUUUUUACAUUUUUAAUGAUUUUAUGUUG